Molecule: messenger RNA, 3266 nt
Organism: Bactrocera tryoni
Lineage: Eukaryota; Metazoa; Arthropoda; Insecta; Diptera; Tephritidae
Gene: Nep5
Product: neprilysin-4
Exons: 9
Coding region: 645-3215 (856 amino acids)
Biological process (GO): protein processing
Cellular component (GO): plasma membrane
Molecular function (GO): metalloendopeptidase activity
Source: RefSeq, a predicted model, not a curated record
CUCGGCGCGUUGCCAGGACUCUCGGUGAAUCUGUUCAAUUGCAGACUGUCUAGCCAAACGUAUUCAGGUAUUUUAGUACGUUGCUGAUUGUCAGCAAGCUUGUCUACCAGCUCUAGUGUCUACUGUCUAGCGCUUUCGUUUACUAACGGCACAGUCGAAAGUAGAAGUAAACAAAUGACUUUGUGGCCUAUAUAAAUGGGAAAAUCAAUAAAUAUAAUAUUUUAAUGUGUCUCUUUAAUUACAAAUCUUAAACGGUGUUAAGGAAUACUAUGAAAAAGCAAGAAUUAAAGUGUAGAAAAUGCUGACUUUAUGAUUUCGCCAGCACACGCCGUCUGCCUUGGAUCAACAAUGAACUGAUGUGUUUAUUACGUGUUUAGGCUUUUUAGCCUUGUAAAAUAUUUGGUAGCCCGCGUUGUACUCGAUUUUCCGUCUGCUUGCGUCGGUGCUUUCACUUUCGUGCUAAGGUGCGUGCCAAUGGCGUAUAAUCGAAUUUAGCGUCGGAAUUAUUAAGUGUUUCGGCAAGGCCUUAGUAUUAUAUUUGGCCAAUGGGCGGUAUGUGUUAAAUGCAAGAAAAGUAAGUGUGUUAUUGUUAUUUUCUUGCAUCUGUGAUACUUUGACUCGGAUAUGCACCUUGGGCCUACGAUAUGGACGCGACGUAUCAGAAUCACCACAUUUGGACAACAAACAACGGGUUCGUGCGAAAUAAUGCGCGGCCAGCAACAGGUAACCUUAGUAUACGCAGCACCGACUCAGCUGCAGACGAUACAUCCUAUUUACCAGGUGCCAAUGGCUCCACCACCGCGUUAGGCAAACGUCCGCCUUGCGACGCUACCUUCGUCGGCGUACAAUCAAAGUUUCGACGGAAAUAUUACCAGAAGACCUUGAUCGGUUUGCUCAUACUUUUGAUAAUCAUUUUAACCAUAGCUAUAAUAGUCGUAUGUAUAAGACGCCGCGCAGAACCUGAAGUGUGUCGCAGCAACGAGUGUCUCCGCACAGCGGCUGGCCUCAUUUACUCAAUGGACGAAGAGACUGAUCCUUGUGAGGACUUUUAUAAAUUUACCUGUGGCCGUUGGGCGGACGAUCAUCCCAAACCCGAUUCGGCCACAUCAAACGACUGGUUUCGGGAGCGACAAGCGAAAAUUAUGCGCAUGCUACGUUCCUUCCUGCAAACGAAUAUUAGCGAGGAGGAACCCGCCGCUGUGGGGAAGACGAAAAUAAUGUAUCGCGCGUGCAUGAAUACGGAUUUAUUGGAUAAGCGAGAGCUAGAGCCGCUGAUAUAUUUUCUGCGGAAGUUUGAGUUACCACUUUUGCCGAGCGGCUUCAAUGUUACACUGCCGGAGGAGGUGAUACGGAAGUACAGCGAAGAAUCGAAAUUUAAUUGGUUGCGCAGUUUAGUGCUGAUUAAAAAGAACUUAGGCAUGGAUUUAGUAGUGGGAUUCGACAUAUUCCCCGAUCCGGUAAAUCGCACAAUAAAUCGCAUAGCUUUGGGCACGCCCGAAACAGAUUCUUCAUUGCCUUUCAACAAAGACGACAUGCACAAGUUGUUGAAUAAAAUCAAGCGGAAAACAAUAGCCAACCACGAGGAGGAUGAUGAAGACAGCGACGAGUUGGAGGAUGAUAUAGAAGAGUCCCAGAAGCAUACUUCCUCAGGAUUGUUGACUUAUGUGGCAUAUAUCAAGAAAAUGGUUGAAUUAUAUGUGCUGUACUUAAACCCUGAUGCGGAAGUCGAACCCCUCGAAGACUCGAUAGGCGAGAUGGCUCUACAGGCUGUGAAGUUCGCGAAAAAAUUGUACAGAUUGAAAGAUGAUGCUGAAAACUUGACGAAAACUCUGACAAACCCCAUUGAGGACCUCGUUUACGUAUCCGUCGCGGAUUUACAAAAUCGCACCAACAAGCUAAUUGCCCCGAAAACAAUACUCAACUGGGAGUUAUACUUGCAGGUGAUGAUGGAGGAUGCCAACCAUUCAAAAAACUUUAACCUUAGCGAGUUGACUAUCAUAACCAGCAAUGCGGAUAUCGUCUAUUUGCAAAGCCUCGUUGAGUAUCUGACAGACGCGCCGCCAACACAUAUCGAGUUCUACAUCUGGCUAAGUGUCGUCGAGGAAUUGGUAUUGCACACCACCAGCGAGAUGCGGCUGCUACACUCUGAAUAUAUGCGUCUAAUUGUGGGCACCGAAGGCAGUUCACCGCGUUCCCUAUAUUGCGUGCAUGGCGUUAAUAGCCUGAUGGGCAUGGCUGUGAGCUACGUGCUGGCUGAUGAUUACUUCGUGCGCUACAAACUGCCGAAGGUGGAGCGUAUGUUAAAUGAUAUCAGACAUGCUUUCGAUAUGCUAGUGCGCCGCACCUCUUGGAUGGAUGAGGAGACCAAACAUGAGACACUACAGAAGUCGGCAUCCAUGAAAAGUUUCAUUGGCUUUCCGGAUUGGUUGCGCAAUGCAACUGCGCUGAAUGCACACUAUGCGGGCGUGCAGGUGAAUGCAAGUACACACUUGGAGAACAUGAUUGGCGUGCUGCGCUGGGAGAUGCAGGAUAAAUUGGACAAUCUCUACAGACCAGAACCGUUCGGUUGGGCAACGGCACCAUCGAAUGUCAACGCCUUUCACACUUUCCAAUCGAACACGAUAACUAUACCCAUUGCCAUACUGCAGUAUCCUUUCUACGACCUCGGCAUGGAAGCGCUGAAUUAUGGCUCCGUCGGCACAAUUUUGGGGCACGAACUGACGCAUGGAUUUGACGACAGUGGACGAAUGUUCGACAAGAAUGGCAACAUGCUGCAAUGGUGGUCGAAUGAGACGAUCAAAGAAUAUGUCAAUCGCACCGAAUGCUUUGUAGAGCAAUAUAGUCACUACUAUCUGCCAGAUGUGGAAGAAUAUAUCGACGGUGAGCUAACAUUGGGUGAAAAUAUUGCCGAUAACGGUGGCAUGCGUGAGGCCUUUCACGCUUAUCGUAUGUUUGUGAAAGAAAACGGCGCUGAACGGCUGAAAUUGCCUGGCUUGGAGAAAUACACGAACGAACAGCUGUUUUUCAUUUCAUUCGGAAAUCUGUGGUGUGAAACGUAUACACCGGCGGCUUCCCGUUAUGCGCUCGAAGACUCGCAUUGUCCAGGAAAGAUACGUUUAAAGGGUGUACUCUCCAAUUCUGAAGAGUUUGCGCAAACUUUCAAGUGUAAGCGGGGCGCAGCCAUGAAUCCGAAAGAGAAGUGUCGUCUCUGGUGAGUGUGGCUAGCGGAUACAUUGCGAUAAAUGAGUCAUAGUUAGUAUAGCAAA